AUGGGCUCUUUCCAGCGCCCUCGCUUCCUCGUUCUCAUUUUCAUCUAUCUUACUAUUUUCUCCUCCGUCUCUCACUCAUUCCCUUUCCCCAGAAAAGAAAAACACAAAAUUGAAGGCCCCAUCAAAACCCUAGUAGUCCUGGUGAUGGAGAAUCGCUCCUUCGACCACAUGCUCGGAUGGCUCAAGAGGGUCCGGCCCGACAUCGACGGCCUCACCGGCUCCGAAUUCAAUAGGAUCAACUCAUCCGAUCCGAACUCCCGGCCCGUGUUCGUCUCCGACGACGCCUUCUUCGUUGACUCCGACCCGGGUCACUCGAUCCAAGCCAUCAGGGAGCAGAUAUUCGGAUCCAAUGACUCGUCGGCCGACCCGGCUCCGAUGAACGGGUUUGCGCAGCAGGCGGAGAGCAUGGGGGUCGAGGGUAUGUCCAGAACCGUCAUGAGCGGGUUCAAACCGGAACUCGUACCGGUUUACACCGAGCUGGCGAACGAGUUUGCUGUUAUGGACCGGUGGUUCGCCUCGGUGCCCGCAUCCACUCAGCCUAACCGGUUCUAUGUUCAUUCAGCCACAUCCCAUGGCGCCUCCAGCAACGUUAGGAAGGACCUCAUCCAUGGGUUCCCUCAGAAGACCAUUUUUGACUCGCUGGACGAAAACGAUCUUAGUUUCGGUAUCUAUUACCAGAAUAUCCCAGCUACUCUGUUCUUCAAGAGCCUUAGGAAGCUCAAGCAUACCGUCAAGUUCCAUAACUAUAAGUUGAAGUUCAAGCUCCAUGCUAAGAUGGGGAAGCUCCCAAAUUAUGUCGUGAUCGAGCAGAGGUACUUUGAUGUGGACCUCUUUCCGGCAAACGACGAUCAUCCUUCUCAUGAUGUGGCGCUCGGGCAGAGGUUUGUGAAGGAGGUCUACGAGACGCUUAGGGCGAGUCCUCAAUGGAAGGAGAUGGCACUUUUGAUCACUUAUGAUGAGCACGGUGGGUUUUAUGAUCAUGUGCCAACACCUGUUUCUGGUGUGCCCAACCCAGAUGGGAUCAUCGGGCCUGACCCAUAUUAUUUUCAGUUUGAUAGGCUUGGUGUGCGUGUUCCCACAUUCUUGAUUUCACCCUGGAUUGACAAAGGCACUGUGAUUCAUGAACCGAGUGGCCCAACCCCAUCUUCACAAUACGAACACUCAUCGAUCCCUGCUACCGUGAAGAAGCUUUUCAAUCUUCAAUCAAAUUUUCUAACUAAAAGGGAUGCAUGGGCUGGGACUUUCGAGAAAUACUUUUACUUGCGUGAUACUCCCCGAGACGACUGUCCAGAGACACUGCCGGAAGUUAAGACGGCGUUAAGGUCACAUGGACCUAAAGAAGACAUUAAACUGUCAGAAUUUCAGCAGGAGCUCAUUCAAUUGGCUUCACAGCUUAAUGGUGAUUAUAUGCUCAACACGUAUCCUGAUAUUGGACGAGGAAUGAACGUGGGCACAGCCAACCGGUAUGCGGAGGAUGCAGUUAGAAGAUUCUUGGAAGCUGGAAGAGCCGCUCUUAGAGCUGGAGCUAAUGAAUCAGCACUCGUCACCAUGAGGCCCUCGCUCACCACCCGGACGGCUCAAGUACGUGUUGGUCCCAGUCAUGAGUCCAUUUGA
Messenger RNA from Striga hermonthica, 1614 nucleotides. The record is from the annotation of a GenBank genome assembly. Lineage: Eukaryota; Viridiplantae; Streptophyta; Magnoliopsida; Lamiales; Orobanchaceae.